UUUCCAGGUGUUAAACAGUUGCCGGUACCUCAUCCAGCUUAAAAGCAGCUAACUCGGCUUGUUUAGCUACAGAACUUUUCAGAAGACAACCAAGAUGAAGUUAUUCUUGUUGUUCGUGUUGCUUGGUGUUGCCUUUGCUAACAAUCCUGAUGAAAACGCCGGAGUUGACGACCCAAACCUGUACGAGGGAGACAUGAUCCUGACUGACGCUCAGCGAAUGGCAGCUGAAAUGGGAAUGGACGUGGAUAAACCAAUCGGUAGAGGAAGCAUCAAGAAUGGCCGUUGGCCAGGAGGAGUGAUGGCUUACACUAUUGACGGCAGCUUACGACGUAACUCCCGAGCAAUGAAUGCCAUCAGAGCCGGAAUGAAAAUGUGGACUGACAAUACUUGUAUCAGAUUCAAAGAGAGGACGAACGAGUAUGCGUACGCACACUUUCACAUCGGAGGAGGCUGCUCUUCUAUGGUCGGACGAACAGGACGCCUUCAGAGAAUCAGUCUCGCUGGCGGAUGCUGGUACGCGGGCAUUGUUGCGCAUGAAAUUGGUCACGCACUCGGUUUUUACCACGAACAGUCACGCCCUGAUCGAGACAAUUACGUUACCAUCAACUGGAAUAACAUUAACCCAAACAUGAAGUUCAACUUCAACAAGUACUCAAGGUCCACCAUUGAUUCUCUGGGAACUCCAUACGAUUACAACAGCGUCAUGCACUAUGAUAGUUAUGCAUUCAGCAGAAACAGGAGACCAACCAUCGUAGCUAAACAAUCUGGGGUUAAACUUGGCAACCGCAGGUACCUGAGUAAGGUUGACAUCCAACAGAUGAACAUGAUGUACAAGUGCAGUGGUGGUGGUGGUGGUGGUGGUGGAAUCGUUAACCCCCCUCCCCCUCCAGUUUGUAAGGACAACAAUCCUCUAUGCCCAAUCCUUGCUCUUGGCUGCGGACUUCACGCGGGAAUCAGAGACCAAUGUAGGAAGAGCUGCAAAAUGUGCUAGAUGGACACCACCUAAGAUAUUACAAGCUAUAUAUCUAUAACUAACCUUGAUAUUUAACUGUGGAACAUAUUUUGAAUUCUAAUAAAGCAUUUACUU
Actinia tenebrosa (Australian red waratah sea anemone) is the source of this 1087-nucleotide messenger RNA. RefSeq names its product zinc metalloproteinase nas-15. NCBI's taxonomy places the organism in Eukaryota, Metazoa, Cnidaria, Anthozoa, Actiniaria, Actiniidae. Gene Ontology annotation, biological process: proteolysis. Gene Ontology annotation, molecular function: metalloendopeptidase activity; zinc ion binding. The record is from RefSeq and is a predicted model, not a curated record.